ACUAUUACUGGAGUAUUACUGGAUUAUUACUGGCCGGGAUUUAAUUGGCAAACGAGCGCAGCGUGUUGUCGUGCAGUGCAGCCCUGUAGCCCCCACAGGGACACGUCUCUAUCCGGGCAGUUACUUGGCUGAGCAGAAACUCGCUUUGGGGAUUUGGAGAAUUUACCUCUGGAUUCACCUGUUUGCGGCUCCGCGCUGCAGAGCGGCUCCGUGGAAUAACCCGACCUCAGAUGAAAGAGAAGACGUUCAAAAGAAGACUUUCACAAAAUGGGUAAACUCACAGUUGGCUAAGACAGGGAAACCACCUGUGGAGGACCUGUUCUCAGACCUGUGUGAUGGACGACGCCUGCUGGAACUGUUGGAGGGGCUGAUGAGACAUGGGCUGGUGAGGUUGGAGAAAGGCUUCACUCGUGUCCACUCACUUAACAAUGUCAACCGCGCUCUGCAGAUCCUGCAGAAGAACAAUGUUGAUUUGGUGAAUAUAGGAGCAGCGGAUAUCGUUGAUGGGAAUCACAAACUGAUUCUCGGCCUCAUCUGGAGUAUCAUUCUCCACUGGCAGGUAAAGGAUGUAAUGAAGUAUGUGAUGGCGGGCCUACAGCAGACUAACAGUGAGAAGAUUCUGCUGAGUUGGGUUCGUCAAAAUAUACAGCAAUAUCCUCAGGUCAAUGUGGUUAACUUCUCCAGCAGCUGGAAUGAUGGAUUAGCCUUCAAUGCCCUCAUCCACAGUCACAGACCUGAGCUUUUUGAAUGGAGUUCAGUUGAGAAGAAGACGUCAGCAAUCGACAGACUGGAACAUGCCUUUAGUAAAGCAGAACAACAUCUCGGGAUAGACAGGCUGCUGGAUCCUGAAGAUGUGGCUGUACCUCACCCUGACAAGAAGAGCGUCCUCAUGUACGUGACGUCGCUCUUCCAGGUGCUUCCACAGACUGUUUCUAUGGAAGCCAUUCAGGAAGUUGAAACCCUCCCACUAUCAACGGCAUCCAGCAUCAGCCAUGUGACGGCGGAGGAGCACUACAAGAUCCAGACCCAACAGCGUUACUCCCAGCAGAUCACAGUGAGUGUGGCUCAGGGGCGUGUGCAGAGUCCUUCUCCUCCGCCUCGCUAUAAAAGCUAUGCCUACACCCAGGCUGCAUAUGUCAAGUCGCCAGAGCUAAAGAGGAGACGUUUUACUGAUCAGCUCCUGAGUGCCAGCCAGGAGGAGCUGCGGCGGGGCCUCAGUCCUCUUCCUCCCGGCGCAACCAACCUGGAGAACUACCAGGCUUCACUGGAGGAGGUGUUGACAUGGUUGCUGUCAGCUGAGGAUGGUCUCCAGGGCCAGCCUCCCAUCUCCAGCAAUGUGGAAGAGGUGAAGGAACAGUUCCACACACAUGAGGGGUAUAUGGUAGAGCUGACCACACACCAGGGCAGCGUGGGGCGGGUCCUCCGGGCCGGGGCUGCCCUGUUGAGGGAGGGAAACGUUAGUGAAGAAGAAGCAGAAGAAGUCAAGGAGCAGAUGAACCUCUUGAACUCCCGGUGGGAGCACCUGAGAGUGGCUAGCAUGGAGAGACAAAGCAGACUCCACGAGGUCUUAAUGGAGCUGCAGCAUCAGCAGCUUCAGCAGCUCACAGACUGGCUCGGCAAAACAGAGGCACGAAUAAAGAAGAUUGGCUCUCAGCCACUUGGUCCUGAUCUGGAGGAUGUCAAGCUCCAGGUGGAGGAACACAAGCUCCUGCAGGAGGACCUGGAGCUGGAGCAGGUGAGGGUGAAUUCUUUGACCCACAUGGUGGUGGUGGUGGAUGAGACCAGUGGAGACAGCGCCACUUCCGCCUUGGAGAGCAAACUUCAGGUUCUUGGUGACCGUUGGGCCACUAUUUGCAGAUGGACAGAAGAGCGUUGGAUUCUGCUUCAGGAGAUCUUAUUGAAAUGGCAACACUUCACUAAUGAACAGGGUUUAUUUGACGGCUGGCUGACUCAGAAGGAGGAGCUUGUUCGCUCUAUUAAGACGUCCGACCUGAAAGAACAUGCAGAGAUGGUUACCUGUCUCUGCACUCUUUCUGUGGUAAAAGCAGAUCUUGAGGCAAAGCACCCCACGAUGGAUAAGCUGUGCUCUUUGAGUCAGGACCUGUUGUCAAGUAUUAAAAACAAAGAAGUGGCCAGUAAACUGGAGGCCAGACUGGACAGCUUUGCCCAGCGUUGGGACCGUUUGGUUCAGAGCCUUGAGACGAACCACUCCCAGCUAUCUACAGUUGCCAGCAUCACCAAGCAGUCUGAGAUGACCCAUUCUGUCACUGCAACCGUUACCAAGGUAACAACAAGAGAGAAGGUGUCAGCUUUACGCCGUACUCGAGAGUCACCGCCACCACAAAAGAAAAGACAAGUAGUUGUAGAUUCUGAGCUCAGGAAAAGUUUCAUGCACCCUUUUCUGCUGACCUAUCUCAGCAGGUUUGACGUUGACUUCACAGAGGUCCACAGCUACAUGACCCGUGGCGAGGCCAUCCUACAGAGUCCUGAGUUAUCCGUAUCACGCAAAGAUGGGAGCAUUCAAGAACUACAUGACAAAGUGCAGGCAAUCGAGCGAGAGCGGCCAGAGAAGUACAGGAAGCUUCAAGAGGCGACACGCACGGCGCAGAGCCUCGUCGAGCAGGAGGGAAGUCGUGCUGACGACAUUGCUCAGGCAGCGGAUCAGUUGAACCAGCGCUGGGUGGGAUUCUGUUCCCUAUUGGCUGACAAGCUGGCAUGGCUGGCCUACCAGACCAAGGUGCUGGCCUUCUACAGUUUGUUUGAGCUGUGUGAGCAGACGGUUGAUAACAGUGAGAACUGGCUCAAAGUCCAGGCGCCUCCAGCAUGUGACCCAGAACCACUCAGAAUACAGCUGGACCGAUGUCGGGAAGAGUUGGCUCGCCUGUCUUCCCUACAACCCAAAGUUGACCUUCUGGAGAAGCAGCUGACGGAGCUGAAGGCGGAGAAGGAAGGGGAUGAGGAUUGUUCAGCCUUGCUGGAUGCUGAUAUCAAUGCUUUCAAAGAACACUACAAUGAGGUCCUGGAAGAUCUACGGGCAAGAGAGAGGCAGCUACAAUUAGUUUUGGAAAGCUUGCCCCCAGACCGAUAUAAGGAGACCAUAUCAACUCUGUUGGCAUGGUUGCAGCAGUGUGAAGUCAAACUGGCCGUCCCAUCCACAGCUGUUACAGAGUAUCCUGUGAUGGAACAGAGAUUAAAGGACGUUCAGGCUCUCCAGGCAGCGUUGACUGAUCACCAGGGGGAGGUUGACUACCUAAACGCAGCUGUGGAGCAGGUUUUCCUCAAAGCCCCGCCAGACAUCAGUCAAAAGUACCGCACAGAGAUGGAUGCAGUCAUGGCACGCUGGAGACGACUAGGCUCCUCAUUAACAGACAAUGCCCAUAGAAUCCAGGAGCUUAUGGCCAAACUGAUGCAGUUUGAGAAUGACAUUAAGACGUUAAAGAAAUGGAUGGCAGAUGUGGAUGUCUUUCUGAAUGAAGAAUGGCCUGCUCUGGGAGACUCUGAAGCACUGGAGAAGCAAUUAGAGCAGUGUACAGCGCUGGUGAACGACAUCCACACCAUCCAACCCAGUGUCAACGGUAUCAACGAAGUGGGCCUGUACCUCAAAGGGGAGGCCGAGCCCCCAUAUGCCAUCCACAUCCAGAAAGAGCUGGAUGAACUCAAUACUCAGUGGGAGAUCGUCUGCAAACAAGCAUAUGCAAAGAAGUCAGCUCUAAAGGGAGGUCUGGAUAAGACCAUGGCACUGAGGAAAGAGAUGCAGGAGAUGCAAGAGUGGAUCAACCAGGCAGAGGAAGACUACCUGGAGAGAGACUUCACUUACAAGACACCUGAAGAGCUGCGCAAGGCCGUGGAGGAGCUCAAGAGAGCCCAGGAAGAGGUCCACUCCAAGGAGCUAAAGGUCAACCUUCUGACUGAAAGUGUGAACAGUUUCAUUGGCAAGGCCCCUCCCACGGCCCAUGAUGCUUUGCGUCAGGAACUUGACAUUCUGACUGGCAAUUAUCAGCGCCUGUGUAGUCGCCUGGAUGGAAAAUGUAAAACUCUAGAGGAGGUGUGGGCCAUUUGGUGCGAGUUACUGUCCUACCUGGAGCAGGAAAAUGCCUUCCUGGACCAGCUGGAGCAGAAACUAGACGAGACAGAAAAUCUGCAAGGAGGAGCAGAAAGGCUGCAGGAGGCGCUGAAUAGCAUAGAGGUUCUUUUGCAACACCCUGAAGACAACAGGAACCAAAUCCGUGAGCUGGCGCAGACACUGAUGGACGGGGGCGUUCUGGAUGAACUGAUUCAGCAAAAACUGGAUGUUUUCAAUACUCGAUGGGAUGAACUGAUGGCAAGGGCUGCGCUGAAGCAGAAGGAACUGGAGAGGAAUAUGCAGUGGGCCCUGGAGAAUGACAAGACACUGAGACAGAUCCAGGACUCUUUGGCCAACACGGACCGUCACCUCACUGCGUACCUCGCUGACCGUAUCGAUGCCCAGCAGAUCCCGCAGGAAGCUCAGAAAAUCCAGACGGAGCUGAGUGGCCAUGAAGCAACCCUGGAGGACCUGAGGAAAAGGAACCAGGACAAAGAACAUUCCCAGAAGAUCAUGGGGCAGAUGGAUUUAACCCAGAAAAUGCUGGCGGACGUGUGGACAAAGUUCCGUCUGUUCCAGAAGCCGGUUAAUUUUGACUCUCGGCUGGCCGAGUGCGAGCAGGUGCUAGCGGCGGUCAAAGCUCAGGUGGGGUUGCUGGACAUCCAUAGUGUGGAGCAGGACGUGCUGCAGUCACAACUGGAGCAGUGCAUGAAAUUGUACAAGACGCUGAGUGAAGUGAAAGGCGAGGUGGAGACGGUGAUUAAAACGGGUCGACAGGUUGUUCAGAGGCAACAGACGGAGCAACCGAAGGAACUAGAUGACAGAGUUACAGCACUUAAACUGCUUUACAAUCAGCUGGGAGCACAGGUGACAGAGAGUAAAAUGGAGCUUGAGAAGAGUCUGAAGUUAUCAAAGAAGUUGUGUAAGGACCUGAAUGGACUGACGGAGUGGCUGGCUGCUACGGAUGCUGAGCUGACCAGGCGCUCUGCUGUGGAGGGGAUGCCCAGUGACCUGGAGGCGGAGGUGGCCUGGGCACAGUCGAUCCACGCGGAAACAGAGCAGCGUCAGCCGAAGCUGCAGGUGGUGAUGGACCUUGCCGAGAGCCUCAAGGCCGUCCUGCGGGGCCACGGGGGCCUGGUGGAUGACAAAGUCAGCCUGCUGCGCUGCAACUGGAUCGCAGUCACGUCCAGGGCAGAGGAAUGGCACAACCUUCUGCUGGAAUACCAGCAGCAGAUGCAGAAGUUGGACAGACAGAUGGAGGAAGUGAACAAAUGGAUCGAUGGAGCAGAGAAAAAGAUGGAUGAGAUUGAAAGUCAGGGACCGAAUGACGCUGCACUGAAGGUUCUGCGUGCAGAGCUGGCGUUAACCAAGGGGAAGAUGGAUGAGGUGAGAGCUUUGGCGCAGGAGCUCAUGUCCACCAGGGGGGAGAACUGCCAGGCUCAGGUGGGACCCAAAGUGGAGAAACUCUCCCAGAGAUUUGACUCCAUCUCUCAACGCAUCACAUCUGGAAUGACGGCGGCGUCGGCCAGAGAGCUGGAGCAGUACCACAACGAAGCUCAGGUCUGGCUGGACCGACUAGAGGAGGAGGCCAAACAAGGGGAAAACCUGAAGGAAGAGGACUUCCAGGAGAACAAGAGUUUUGAAGAAGAUGCAGUGAAGGAAUUAUUGUUGAGAGGAGAGAAUCUACAGAAGAGAGCUCCAGAUCAUGAGAAGCAAGAGCAGAUCAGACUGAAACACAACCAUCUCAACAGCAAGUACAGCACCGUUAAGGACCUUCGUCUGCUGAGGAACAGGAAGGCGCUGGCCAUCGCUCCCCAGUGGUACCAGUACAGAAGGACGUCACAUGACCUGCUGGCCUGGUUGGACGACAUCCAACGCAGCGUGGAUGAGCUGCCCGACCCCCCCGAGGGAGAGAGGGUCAAGGAAAUUGCCUCCGAGUUCGACAAGAAGAAGGAGGAACUUAAGGAGGUGCAGGGCUUAGCCAAUCAGCUCUCAGAAUCUGGAGCCGCCAAUCUAGUGGAGCCCCGCCAACUCCAGCUGAACACACGCUGGGUUGAGGUGGAGGGCAAGUUCAUUCCCUUCAAAAGGCAAUGUUUCCCUGAUCUCCCAGUCACUCCAGAUGAGUAUUUAACACAACUCCAUGCAUUGCUGCGUUCGGUAUCGGAGACGGACUUCAAGCUGAACUCCCCUGAGUACUGGCCAGCAGCGUAUUAUAACCUGCCGCAGCAGGAGCUCUGCCUGAAGGAAGUAAAGGAGGACAUCAACAACCUACAAGGCCCAGUGGAGGGAGCUCUGUCCUGCAGGGAGGAGAUGGUGUCCGGUGCUCGGCCUCUGGAGGGCCAAGGCAUCCAGGAAACCGCUACUGUACUCAGCACUAACUGGUCCAAACUGAACAAACUUCAUCAGGACAGACUCAAGCGUUGGCAGGAUUGCACCUCCAAGUGGCAGAAGUUUGUUUCGGAUGGGAAGGCUUUGGAGGAGGGGCUGGAUAAUGCUGAGAGCACCUUGAAAUUGGCUGAGAGUGAACCGGCACAACACAGACAGAAAGUCAGGGACCUGGCAGAGGCCAUGCCCCGUUUGGAGGUGACGCUGGGCAGUGUGAACUCUGCAGGGGAGGACAUCAGCCAGAUGAGCACACCAGAUGACGCCUCGCGCCUCAGAUCACAGCUGAAAUUAUAUAAUACUCGCUGGGCCAAUGUCUGCCAACAACUGAGAGAGUGCAAAAGAAGGUCUGCUGAGGGACACAUGGCAGCUGCAGAGCUGCAGGAGGACAUGAGCUCGAUGCUGGGCUGGCUGGACGGGGCUGACCGGGUCCUGGCCAUCCCUCUCCAGCCCUCAGAGCCGCAGCACAUCAGAGACACGCUGGAGAAAGUCCAGGCAUUCGUGGAGGAUAUUCCUGCAAAGACGGUAGCGGUGGAGGACUUGAACUCCAGACAGAAACAGAUAACCCUUCCUACCGACAAACACAAAGACAUCAAGAUCAUAAACACUCGCUGGCCUCAGGUGUCCAAGGCUCUGCCUGAGCGUAAACUAGAGAUUGAGAGUCUACUGAAGGAUUUACUGAAGAUCCAGGGUCAGCUGGACGGCCUGUCCGUCUGGGCAUCAAGUACCAGAGCCAAGCUGGAGCAAUCACCUGAGGAGCCACCGGCCACACUCAUCGAGGAGGUACAAGUGAAACAGCCAGAGGUGGAGUUUGUGUUGCAGCGAGCCGAUCAGCUGUACGAGAACAUUCCUCCAGGCCACGUGGAGAAGGUGAAGUGUACCAGGCUGAGGGAAGACUGGAUGGUGAUUCUGGAGCUUCUGCGGCAGCAUAAAGAGAGGACUGCUCUGCUCGUGUCCAAAAGAGCCCAGGAAAGUUUGGUAGGAAGUUCCCAGCCUGAAUCUGCAGCGCUGGCUUCGUUCAACAAGUCUUGGGCUGAGCUCACCGACUGGCUCACCAUGCUGGACAAUAUGGUGCAAAACAAGCAGGUGGUUGUGGCAGACCUGGAUGACAUUGAAGAAAAUAUCAGCCAACUCAAGGCGAGCCUGCUGGAGUUCGACCGGCGUCAUCCCCUCCUGGAGAAACAACUCACAGCAGCACAGAACCUGAAGAACAAAACCAGCAACCAGGAGACACGCAAUGCUAUAACUGAACGAAUUGACAGGCUUCAGACUCACUGGGAAGAGUCUCAGAUAAAACUCUCUGAUAGGAUGAAACAACUUCUCAACAUGCUGCAGGACUCCAGAAACUGGCUCGAUUCCAAGAGGGAGAUGGAUCAUCUCACCAAACAGGCCAGUGAAAGGCUAGAAUCAUGGCAGGAGAUCACUUACUCGGUGGAUACUUUGAAGCAACAACACACUGAUCUGAAGCUCUUCAUGAAAAAGUUAAAUCAAUGGCAGGGACAGGUGGUUGAAAGCAACGCGCUAGCCAACAAGUUGCUGACACUGUAUGCAAACGACGACACGCACAAAGUCAGCCAAGUCAACGACAGCAUGGUGGCCACAUGGACCCACAUCAACAAACGUGUUUCAGACAGAGAGGCAGCAGUGGAAGCCGCCCUGAAGCUGCUGCAGCACUUCUACCUGGAUCUGGAGAAGUUUCUCAACUGGCUGACUGAAGCCGAGACCACCUGCAAUGUUUUAAUAAACGCUACCAACAAGGAAAGACUGCAGGAACAGCCUGAAAAUGCCAGAAAGCUGCUUGCUCAGUGGAAGGACCUUCAAGCAGAGAUUGACAACCACACAGAGUUGUAUCACUCCCUGGAUGAAAAUGGACAAAGGAUUCUGGCCUCGCAAGGAGACUCAGAAGACAGUGUUCUGCUGCAGAAACGUCUGGACAACAUGCACCAGCGCUGGAACGACCUGCACAACAACACGCUCACCAUGAGGUCCCAGCUGGACUCGGAUAUGGCCCCGUGGAAGAGGCUCCACAUGUCCCUGCAGGAGCUGCUGAACUGGCUGAGAAUCAAAGGUCAACAGUUACACCAGGAGAUGCCUGUAGGGGGCGACGUCCCUGCAGUGCAGACGCAAAUUGACACACACAGAGUUUUCAGGAAAGACUUGAGAACUAAGGAGCCAAGUGUGGUCAAAGCUCUGGAUGAUGCAGCAGUUUUUCUGUCGGAGCUGCCAAAGGAGCCUCUAUCACCUGAACAGAGAGAUAUCAGCCCAGAAGAGCGUGCUCAGAAUGUGGGGAGAGUCUUGCGUAAAGAAGCGGACAACACCAAGAACAAGUGGGACCUGCUCAACACGGACUCCAUGAACUGGCAGAGGAGGCUGGAGUUGGCUCUGGACCGGCUGAUGGAGCUGCAGGAGGCCGAGGACCUGCUGGACACACAGCUGAGGCAGGCGGAGUUGGUGAAAGAGUCCUGGGAACCCGUGAGGGAACUGUCCAUGACCGCCCUGCCCGAGCACAUCGAAAGAGUGAAGGAAUUCCAAGAAGAGAUUGUACUGAUCAAAGAUGACGUUACACAAAUGAACCAGUUGGCGUCCACUUUUGAUCCACCCGACAUCCAGCUUUCUCCUAGCAACCUGGAACGCAUUGAAGAUCUCAACACGCGCUGGAGAUUGCUACAAAUCUCUGUUGAGGAGCAUCUGACGGAGUUGACAGACACUCACAGGGACUUUAUCCAAGGAUCCGUAGAAAGUCCCUUCGAGCAAGGCGUCUCUCCAAACAAUGUGCCCUAUUAUAUCAAUCAUCAGACCCAGACUACAUGCUGGGACCAUCCCAAGAUGGCUGAGCUCUACCAAUCUCUGGCUGACUUGAACAACGUUCGGUUUUCAGCCUAUCGAACAGCCAUGAAGCUCAGACGCCUGCAGAAAGCUCUCUGCUUGGACCUGCUCAGCAUGCCGGUAACGUGUGAGGUGUUGGAGCAGCACAACCUGAAGCAGAAUGACCAGCUGCUGGACAUCUCCCAGCUGGUGGCCUGUCUGACCAGCCUGUACCAGCGGCUGGAGCAGACCCACUCCCACCUGGUCAACGUCCCACUGUGUGUGGACAUGUGCCUGAACUGGCUGCUCAACGUCUACGACACAGGACGCACUGGGAAGAUUCGGACUUUGUCCUUCAAAACUGGAAUCAUCUCUCUCUGCAAAGCUCAUCUCGAAGAUAAAUACAGAUUCCUGUUCCGACAGGUUGCCAGUGCAACGGGCUUCUGCGACCAGCGGCGCCUGGGUCUCCUCCUCCACGAUUCCAUCCAGAUUCCUCGGCAGCUCGGAGAAGUCGCAUCCUUCGGUGGCUCCAACAUUGAGCCCUCCGUCCGCAGCUGCUUCCAGUUUGCCAACAACAAACCUGAACUGGAGGCCGCCAUGUUCCUUGACUGGAUGCGCCUGGAGCCGCAGUCCAUGGUUUGGUUACCUGUCCUGCAUCGAGUUGCAGCUGCUGAAACAGCUAAACAUCAAGCAAAAUGCAACAUCUGUAAGGAGUGUCCCAUAAUAGGGUUCAGGUAUCGGAGCCUGAAACAUUUCAACUAUGACAUCUGCCAGAGCUGCUUCUUCUCUGGCCGCGUUGCCAAAGGACACAAGAUGCAAUAUCCCAUGGUGGAGUACUGCACUCCGACUACAUCAGGGGAGGAUGUCAGAGAUUUUGCUAAGGUGCUGAAGAACAAGUUCAGGACCAAGCGUUACUUUGCCAAACAUCCACGAAUGGGUUACCUACCUGUCCAGACCAUCCUAGAGGGAGACAACAUGGAAAAUCCUGUCACUUUGAUCAACUUCUGGCCUGUAGAUCAUGCGCCUGGAUCAUCUCCGCAGCUCUCACAUGAUGACACACACACUCGGAUCGAACACUACGCCAACCGGUUAGCAGAAAUGGAGAACCGUAACGGCUCGUAUCUGAAUGACAGUAUCUCACCCAAUGAAAGCAUCGAUGACGAGCACAUGUUGAUCCAGCACUACUGCCAGUCUCUGAACCAGGGCUCUCCUCUCAGUCAGCCCCGCAGCCCUGCCCAAAUCCUCAUCUCCAUGGAAACCGAGGAGAAGGGAGAGCUAGAGAGGGUCCUCAAUGACCUGGAGCAGGAGAACAGGAAGUUGCAGUCUGAGUAUGACCGGCUGAAAAAGGCGCACGACAGGAAGGGUUUAUCCCCGUUGCCUUCACCGCCUGAAAUGCUCCCGAUGUCACCACAGAGCGCGCGAGACGCUGAGCUCAUCGCAGAGGCCAAACUACUGCGACAACACAAAGGGCGAUUGGAAGCACGCAUGCAGAUCCUGGAAGAUCACAACAAACAGCUGGAGUCUCAGCUGCACAGGUUGCGGCAGCUACUGGAGCAGACGGACUCCAAGGUGAACGGCACAGCGCUGUCCUCUCCCUCCACGUCCUCCCAGCGCUCCGACUCCUCCCUGCCUGUCCUCCGCGUGGCUGCCAGCCAGACUACUGAUACCAUGGGUGAUGAUGAGCUGUCCAGCCUUUCCCAAGAUGCAAGUGGCCUGGAGGAAGUGAUGGAACAGCUCAACAAUACUUUCCCUCACAGCCAGGGUCCCAGCAUUGGCAGUUUGUUCCACCUGGCUGAUGAUCUGGGCCGCGCCAUGGAGUCACUCGUCAGCGUAAUGACGGAUGAGCAGAGCGCCGAACGGCAGCAGGCCCUGACUUUCUGAUUCCGCCCGAUAACCUUUCCCUUCAGCGUAUGGCAUGCUUUUCUAGUCAAAACAACUGGAUUAAGAAAAGUUUACAAAGAGAAUAUAAUGUCUAUUUUUGUGAAUGAUUGUUGUUCCAAUAACUUAGAUUUCAGUAGUUUCUUAAAAUGCCCUAAGGUUGUUAACUGAAGCUGGUUUUUAAACUUCUAUGCAAUUGUAUGAAACAAGUGGGUUUGGGAAACAAAUAAAGAUGAGAUGAAAAUAAGUAUGUUCAGUAUGGUCGUAUGUUUGCUAUCUCUUUCUAAUUUGUGAAACAGCUAAAGAACUACAGACAUUUGUAUCAAAAUAUUGAUUGUAAUAAGGCUGUUUUCUCAUAGGAAAUUCAAAAAGCAGCGUGUUUGAGUCUAUGUAAAUAUAGUAGGUGGUGCGGAAUAUUACAUGGGCUAUGGGUGGAAAACCUCAUGUUACAGUAUAUUUAAAAUUUUCAUUCAGCAAUCCGUUCAGCCAUCCGUCCUUAUCAAUGACAGCCGUUUUUUGUGAAAGUGCACUAUGCUGGGCAAAAAAUUCUAUCUGCUCAAAUAGACACUGUACAAGUCAUUAAACCACACAAUUAUAUUGUCAAAACUGUGAAACAUAUUCACGACUCCGAGUUCCUCCCGAGUUUAAAUAAUUUGACAGAAUUCAACAUCACUUGGAUACCAAUUUAAAUAACAUUAAUGUGACCCGACAGCAUAAAACUAUUUUGUUACUCAGUCAGUGCAGCUAUGGAUAUUUGAUCACUAUAAAUUAUUGAUAAACCAUGUAUGAAGAAAAUGUCAAAGCUAAGACAUGAGUUGACAGAAUUCUUAGUUAGACAAAGAACAAUAAUCAUUGGCCCGUUCAUUCAUGAUUAAUGAUUAAAUCUGUUAAAUAUACUGCCUGUCACAUGGUAUUGUUGCAAAGAAAAAGUGGAUGUAACAUUAAAUAGUUAACAACAGCAGGGUAAAACACAUUUUGCAUAUACCACUUAUGUCCUGGUGUCAGUUUUUGCAUGAAGCUGACGCAUUAAAGCAAAGUUUCUAAGGGGGAGGAUGUAAGUGAUGAGUUGGACUCGAGCAGAUCUGAAAGUAACCUCUUAAUCAUUUCAGUGAACAUCUUUACUUUCUUUCCAAGAAAAGAUUUUAAGCAUCUUUGUAUACAGCGUUAAAUGGCUGUGAAAUUAGAUUUCUAGAAACUCCUAAAUAUGCACAGAAUAUUUCUUGCAUUAAUACUUUAAUUUUAGUGUAAUGAAAGGGACAAUUUCUGUCAGCUCUGCAUUGGGCAUUGAUGAAAACAUAAAAGCACAAUUGUUGCACUGACCCUCAUUAAGGAUUUGAUUACAUUUUUUAUUCCAGAUGCAUUUUCAGUGUCUCCUGACAAACAUAUGCAGCGUCCAAGUAGACCCUACAUUAGUUUACCAGUUGACAGCUUCUUUUUGUCAACACUGUAAGAGGAACAAAAGUAUUUUGAUUACAAAUGAAGCAAUACCGUGUUAUAAUGCUGCUAGUUUGAGAUUGUUAAGAUUUAUCCUUUAUGAAUGAGAACAGUUUCUACCAAGAAACAUUUGCAUUUUUAAGAGGCCUGGGGAAUAUAAACUCUACCUCGUUGAAUUUUUGAAGUUCAAAGGCAGUUUCUCUACUGUAAUCAGUUCAGCUCUCUCAGAUUGAUGUUUAUUAACUGAUUAUUGCUGCCCGAUUGGUUUAUGUCAUUUAUUGGAGUUAGUCCAUACAUGUUCUCUGCAUUGUAGGAACUUCCAGGCCGAAUGUUGAGAUGCAUUCAUUGUAUUUUUCAGUCUAUAAGAGACUGUGACUCAAGUAAAAAAAACACAAAUCUGAUUAUUCUGUGCAUUACUGUCAAAAAUGAAACAUACUGGGGGGAUACUGUUUUUUUUAGUGUGUGUGUGUGUAAGAAGUGUUUGUUUUAGUCUAGUGUUACGUUUUUGUUAAAAGGCAGUUUUGAUGUGUGAGAUGCUCAAAUAUUAGCAUGUGUGACCAAAAAAUAAUAAUAAUAAUUAAUUUAUAUUAAAGGUGGAUCACCGUUUGGCAUCAAUUUCUUGCAGCAUGAUUCAUGAUUUAUUUUGUUUCUUUCCUGUUGAUCCAGACAGUGAAUUUAAUUUGAUUUGUUUGGAUUUGAUUUCUAACUUUUGUGUCACUCAUCAUUUUUUGAUAACAAGUCUGUAUUUCACAACAUAUCAGACUCCACCAAAUGUAUGCCUUACUACUGUAUUAGAAAAUGCUUUACUGUAUAUCAAUAAAGCACGCAGUUAUGUUGA
Messenger RNA from Cololabis saira (Pacific saury), 13400 nucleotides. It is a transcript of the gene dmd, whose product is annotated as dystrophin. NCBI's taxonomy places the organism in Eukaryota, Metazoa, Chordata, Actinopteri, Beloniformes, Belonidae. Gene Ontology annotation, molecular function: protein binding; zinc ion binding. The record is from RefSeq and is a predicted model, not a curated record. The coding region runs from base 371 to 11131 and encodes 3586 amino acids. Gene Ontology annotation, cellular component: plasma membrane. Gene Ontology annotation, biological process: synaptic signaling. The transcript has 84 exons.